UUGGCAACAAUUGGUGAGGUCUAAUUCACCCAAAUAACACCUAUGCAUUAGGAUUCAUUUUACCAAGUUGACUUUAAUCAUCCCAUUACGUUCCUUUCCCUUUAUUUAUUCUCCCCACCCAUUCUUAUUUCCCUUCUCCUUAACUAGAAGAGACUCUUUCUUCUCAGAAACCUCACUCUUUCUUUCUCAGUUUUCUUCUCUUUAAAGCUUAAAAAAAAAAAAUGAGUAACAUAAGCUUGGUAGAGGCCAAGCUGCCCCCAGGUUUCAGGUUCCACCCUAGAGAUGAAGAGCUUGUUUGUGAUUAUUUGAUGAGGAAGGUGGCUUCAACUGAUACUUUGCAACUCAUGAUUGUAGUUGACCUUAACAAGUGCGAGCCAUGGGAUAUUCCCGAAACGGCUCGAGUGGGAGGCAAAGAAUGGUAUUUUUACAGUCAAAGAGACCGAAAAUAUGCAACAGGAUUAAGAACAAAUAGAGCAACAGCCUCUGGGUACUGGAAGGCCACGGGGAAAGACAGGGCUGUCCUUAGCAAAGGCACCCUUGUUGGGAUGAGGAAAACCUUGGUGUUCUACCAAGGUAGGGCUCCCAAAGGAAGAAAAACUGAUUGGGUCAUGCAUGAAUUCAGGCUUGAAGGACCCCUUUCCCCUCCCAAGCUUUCUACUCUCAAGGAGGAUUGGGUUUUAUGUCGAGUGCUCCACAAAAACAGAGAAAUUACUGCCAAACAAAGUAGCAUGGGAAGCUGUUAUGAUGACACAGGCUCUUCAUCUCUUCCACCAUUGAUGGAUUCUUACAUUAUUUUUGACCAAAAUCAACCAAAUUUAGAUGAUUAUGAUGAGCAAGUGUCCUGCUUCUCCAUGCUGUCCCAAAACCAAACCAACCCAAUUUUCCCAGACAUCACCCACAUGGAACCAAACGCACCUAUCAAAACCCAAACAGCUGUUGGACAAAUACCAAUGAAUGUUGCUUGUUUGGAUUCUUUCCCUUGUGACAAGAAUGUGAUAAAAGCUGUGCUGAAUCAUCUUACGAAGCUGGAUACUUAUCUUAACGUGAAGGAAUCACCAAGUUUUGGAGAAGGAAGCUCAGAUCAGAGCUACUUAUCUGAAGUGGGCAUGCCCAACAUUUGGAAUUAAUCAUAAUUAAUAAUAAAUAUAUAGUUAGGAUUUUCAAAUCUAAGUCCUUCAGAAAUAUUAUUGUUGUAAAAUAUAUGCAAAUUUGGGGUUAUAUGAUCAUCAAUUUCCCCUUCCUUAUAGCAUCAUGCACUUGUUUCCAUUUUCCAACAUUAGGAUUAGGGUAACUCUUAUAAAGUGUAAAAUUGUAAUUGAUUAAAGUGGAGUAUCAAAACAUUAAAGUUUCUUUGGGUCAAUUAAUGUAUAAUUGUGGAAAGUUCAUAUUGUUGUAUAUAUAAAGUUUUAUAUGAA
This is a messenger RNA of Durio zibethinus, 1415 nucleotides long. It is a transcript of the gene NAC1, whose product is annotated as NAC domain containing protein 1. The record is from RefSeq and is a predicted model, not a curated record. Gene Ontology annotation, biological process: regulation of DNA-templated transcription. Gene Ontology annotation, molecular function: DNA binding. Lineage: Eukaryota; Viridiplantae; Streptophyta; Magnoliopsida; Malvales; Malvaceae.